GGAGGCCUGAUGCAUCCUGAUAAUCUCCAUGUUGUCGCAGAUCUGGCGCUCCUCAACGACGAAGGAUUUAGGGCAGAUGUGGAGAUAGAUCGAGUCGCAUACCUCAAAUGCAACUACGGUCCUCACGUUCCUCUCAUUCACAUGUCCACCUCAUACAGCACGCAGUACUGAAAGCAUCAGGGAUUGAAGAAAGAAAGCGAGAAUUAACCGCAUUCUUCUGGAGUGGAGACCUCUCCAUCAUGGCUUCCACCCUUCAGCCUCCACCGGCCUCCUUCUCUUUAAAUAGUGAACACAUCGCCAAAACCCAUCGCACUCUCGGUCUCCGCUGCCGCGACAGAUACUUCCGCGACGCCAUGGUCUGCGACGAAACCGGAACAAAACUCUACGCUUUCACCGCAAAAGACCUCGGGUCCUCAUGGUCGUUGCGGCGGAGCCUUGUCGACGCGAAUUCGGGAGCACAUCUUCUGGACCUCCGCCACACAAACUGGAGCGUCAACAAAUGGAUCAUCGAAAACACAGUAGCCAAAGAAGUCUGUAAAAUCAAAGAUGUCACUUCUUCCAGAAAUGGCGGGUUUACUGCUGUGGAUGUGCAGUUUAUUGAUGAUGAUGGAGGGAUCACGAAUCUGGAGAUGCGCUCGUUUGAUAAAGCGGUGAGUAGGACGACUUUUGGAGUCGAGGGGGUUGUUGUUGCUGAGAUGACGUUGACUGAUAAUAAUGAUGCGGCGUUUUUGCACAAAAGGGGAUUGGAUAGGACGGCGUGGAGACUUGAGGUUGCGGAAGGAGUGGAUGUUUCUUUAGUCAUUGCACUGGCCUUUGCGAGAGCUGAGAUCUCGCAUUCUUGGCGGAGGUAGCGAAGGAACUUGUCCCAGAGGUUAAUGGCAGCUAUGGACAUAGGGCAUUUGUUGCUGUGGUCUUCUAUGCGAUAGGUUGCAGCUGACUUCUGUAAAACAUCGCUGCCUACACAAUGGCCGCUUAAAGCAUCGUCAUCGCCAUCAUCUUGUUCCUUAAAUCUUGCUUGUAAGUAUCGGUGACCGCACCGCAGAUCAAAACCUCUCUCAAU
Messenger RNA from Aureobasidium pullulans EXF-150, 1060 nucleotides. RefSeq lists its product as uncharacterized. Bases 240 to 851 code for a protein of 203 amino acids. The record is from RefSeq and is a predicted model, not a curated record. Lineage: Eukaryota; Fungi; Ascomycota; Dothideomycetes; Dothideales; Saccotheciaceae. The transcript has a single exon.